AUGCCGUCUGCCCAGAAGCCGCCGCUCCGGGUCCUGUGUCUGGGCGACUCCCUGACCGCCGGCUCGCCGUCUGUCCAUCCGUACGCGUGCAAGCUGCGCGAUCUCCUCAAGGCGGCCUUUGCGACCCACGACGUCCACGUCGCCAACGAUGGCAUGCCGGGCGACAUGGUGAGCGACAGUCGUGGCACCUUUCACAAGCGCAUGAAGGGCCUGUGGCGGCAGCGCGAGUUUGAGUGGACCAUUGUGCUUGGGGGAACAAAUGAUCUCGUGUGGAGCUGCCGCCCAGACACGUUGCUGAACUCUCUGAAAGAGCUGUGGGACAUUCCGUUAUCGCACGGGGGCAAGGUGCUGGCUCUGACGAUCCCGGAGAUCAACGCCGACAUCCCCGGCCUCGAGUUCUCGCGGAAGGCGGUAAACCUGGGAAUCAAGAACUAUAAGAAACAGAACUUCUACGCAUUCGACCUGGCCGCGGCAGUGCCUUAUUGUGACAUGCCCGCGAUGGAUCGGAUAAAGUACUGGGACCCGGACGGCGUGCAUUUCACCAGGGAUGGGUAUGAUUUGAUAGGGCAGAAGGUCGCAGAGUGCCUCAUCAGGAUACUGCACCUCGAGGAAGCGCAGUCGACCGAGAUCAGCUCCAUCGUCACGGACGCCAGACAACGACGAAUGAUCGAGGAACUCAUCUUCGAGGAGGAGAGGGGCGACCCCAAGCUGCUUAGCCAGGGCUACAUCAUAGUUAGGAAGCGUGAUCUCGAUUAA
Messenger RNA from Neoarthrinium moseri, 756 nucleotides. RefSeq lists its product as uncharacterized. The transcript has 3 exons. The record is from RefSeq and is a predicted model, not a curated record. Gene Ontology annotation, molecular function: phosphatidylcholine lysophospholipase A1 activity. The coding region runs from base 1 to 756 and encodes 251 amino acids. Lineage: Eukaryota; Fungi; Ascomycota; Sordariomycetes; Amphisphaeriales; Apiosporaceae.